UCGAGGGAUUCCUCGAGGAAAGACAUGAGGGCGGCCACCGCCUACGUCCUGUUCCUUGCCCACCUCAUACAGGCGACGAACGCGAGCGGAUUCUUCGAGGUGCAGAUCCUCUCGCUGACGAACAACAGGGGCACCCUGGUGGACGGUAGGUGUUGCGGCGGGGGAGGAGAUGGCGGAGGAAAGGGAGGAUUACCACCCUGCACGACACCGUGCUCCACGGCGUUCUGGCUCUGCCUGAAGGAGUACCAAUCGAACGUCACCGCCAUCGGCUCGUGCAGCUUUGGCAACGUAUCUAGUCACGCCCUCGGUCAGAACACCUUCACCCUCAGCGAACCCGUCACCCUGCAACUGCACUUCACCUUCCGAUGGACGAGGCAAUUCACGUUGAUCCUGCAAGCGAGAGACGAGGCGAGCGCAGGCGUGAUCGAGGAAGCGAGUUACAGCGGCAUUGUCCUGCCAGGACCCACGUGGCACACACUCAAUCAUCAAGGAAGAAACGCUCAUCUGGCCUAUCGCGUUCGGGUCCAGUGCGCGGAUCAUUACUACAACGCGACCUGCACGAAGUUCUGCAGGCCGAGGAACGACAUAUUCGGCCAUUACACCUGCGACGAGAACGGGGACAAGGUGUGCAUACAGGGAUGGAAGGGCUCCGACUGCGAAACAGCGGUCUGCAAGGAGGGCUGCCACCCUGUGCACGGCCAUUGUAACGUCAGCGGCGAGUGCAAGUGUCGCCACGGUUGGCGCGGCGAUCUCUGCGACCAGUGCACCCCGUAUCCCGGUUGCAAGCACGGCUACUGCAACGGUUCGAGCUGGCAGUGCAUCUGCGACACGAACUGGGGCGGCAUCCUCUGCGACCAGGACCUCAACUAUUGCGGCACCCACGAGCCCUGUCAGAACGGGGGCACCUGCGAGAACACCGCGCCCGACCAGUACAAGUGCACCUGUCCCGAGGGAUUCUCGGGCCCCACCUGCGAGAAAGUCGACAACCCCUGCGCCUCGAAUCCCUGCUUGAACGGGGCUACCUGCCGGGAACUCGGCGAGAGCGCUCAUUGCGAGUGCGCCGCUGGUUUCACGGGGCCGUAUUGCGCUACGGACGUUGACGAGUGCGCCUCGCAACCCUGCCAAAAUGGCGGCACCUGCGUGGACGGGAAAAACGGAUUCGUCUGCAACUGUCCGGCAGCCUGGCAGGGCAUCCUCUGUCAGUUCGACGUCGACGAGUGCGCCCUCAAGGAGUCGCCGUGCAAGAACUCUCUGACCUGCGUCAACCUCGCCGGGGACUACAGAUGUCGCUGCAGAAGCGGCUUCACCGGAAAGAACUGCACGAAGAACAUCAACGAUUGCGUCGGCCAGUGUCAACACGGGGCGCUCUGCAUCGACCUGGUGGACGACUAUCACUGCAGCUGCACCGCGGGUUACUCUGGCAAGGACUGCGACGUGGACAUCGACGAGUGCGCCUCGAAGCCGUGUCAGAACGGCGGCGAAUGCAGAGACCUGGUGAACGCCUACGAGUGCGUCUGCCCCGUUGGCUUCACCGGUUAUCAGUGCGAGAUCGACAGGGACCACUGCAGCCCGAAUCCCUGCAGGAACUCCGCGCCCUGCUUCAACACUCAGACCGAUUACUAUUGUCACUGCCCGGAACAAUGGCAGGGGAAGAAUUGCUCCGAGCCUGCCUCUCACAACCCGCAGUUCGGGAUCAUGGACGAGGAGACCGGAUGCGGCAGCGAGGGCACUCCUUGCGGCGGCAGAGGCAGAUGCAGCGGCGGUAGAUGCAUCUGCGACCCUGGUUACACCGGGAUGCACUGCCACGAGAACAUCAACGACUGUCGGGGCAAUCCUUGCCUGAACGGGGGGACCUGCGUUGACCUGGUCAACUCGUUCCAGUGCAUCUGCAGGGAGGGCUGGACCGGGGAUCUCUGCGAUCAAGACGUGGACGAAUGCAUGGCGUCGCCCUGUCGCAACAACGGGACCUGCGUGGACGGGGUGGCGGACUUCACGUGCAUCUGCAGAGGCGGUUGGAAGGGGAAAACAUGCGCCCUGCGAGGUGGUCACUGCGAGCCGGGCACGUGUCGUCACGGAGGGACCUGCCAGGACCGCGGCGACGGAUUCACGUGCCACUGUCCGCCGGAUUGGGAGGGUGCAGCCUGCCACAUAGCGUCGCCGGCGUGCGCGAGCAACCCUUGCGAGAACGGGGCGACCUGCGUGAACACCGCCGAUGGGAACUACAGAUGCGUGUGCCGCGAGGGCUUCGAGGGGCCGAAUUGUCGCCGGGACGUCGACGACUGUCAACCGUUGCCGUGCUUGAACGGCGGCAAAUGUGUCGACGGUAUCAACUGGUUCAGAUGCGAGUGCGCGCCGGGCUUCACCGGUCCGGAUUGUCGCAUAAACGUGAACGAGUGUGCCAGCGACCCGUGCACAGGUGGUUCCACCUGCGUGGACGGGAUAGCGAGUUACUCGUGCGUUUGCCCGCCGGGUAGGAGCGGAACGCGCUGCGAGAUCCGCACCGCGGGCGGUCCUGGUUGCAUGGUGGCCAGCUGGGACGACGAUUGCAACAUCUGCGAGUGCCGCAACGGGAAGAAUCAGUGCAGCAACAUCUGGUGCGGGCCCGGGAACUGUCUGAACGGCACCUCGUGUCUGGCUCACGAGGUGUGCGUGCCCAGCCCGAGCGAGAGCUGUUUGUCGCCGCCGUGUCCAGCCUGGGGCGAGUGUCGACCGGUGGAGACUGGCAGAAGAGUGGGACCUCCGGCUCUGCCCGCUCCGCCAUCUUGUUGGCCCGGGCAGGCCACCACGGGACCCACCUGCUCCAGGCUCACCAUCCUGCUGAGAAGAGACACCCUGGCGGCGGGCACGUCGGUGGAGAUCCUCUGCCGUCGUCUCAGAAAGCUUCUAGCCGAUCCCAGGAGGCCGCAGUCGAUCGUCCUUCUCUGCGAUUUGAAACCAGGGGACAACGACACGGUGGAAGUGACCAUCUUCUCCGAGGCCGCCGUGGACGCGGCCAGGGACCUAGGCGAGGCGCUCAGCCGACCCCUGGGAAGACCUCUCGCUCUGGCCUCCGUGCUGGAGGUCAAGGUGGAGACGGCCUUGCUCAGCGAGCCGAGCUCGGGGAACGCCAGCAGCGCUGGCAGCUACGUGGCCGUGCUAGGCGGUGCUCUAGCGACGGUCCUGGUGCUGGCCCUAUUCGGCGGGCUCUGGUACCUCCGGUCGGUCAGGCAACGCUCCAGCCUCACCGCGACGACUAGCAGCGAGACCUCGUUGCACAGACAUCGCAGCGACCUGGACGAGAAGUCCAACAACCUACAGAACGAGGAGAACCUUAGGAGAUACGCGAACCCGUUGAAGGACCAGGACCAAGGCGAGCCGCGAGUCUCUGUCGUGAGGCCUCUGUCGGGUACGUCACUAGGCGCCCUGGGCACCACCGAGGAGAGCUUGGAGAUGGUCUCCGAGGAGGGUAGACAUCGCCUGCCGCCCCUUUACAAGCCGCCCAGCGCGGAGGCUAGGAACAACACUGCCAGUUUCAGCUACGAGGAGGGGCCCCACAAGCCGUACAGCAAACCGAGACUACAGGAGCCGUCGUACUCUCAUCAACAACCCGGCACCAGCCAAACGUCAGGACCUCACCAAGUAUUGACGGUGCACGUGUAAUGGCGUCGCGCGAACGAAAACGGAGCAACGGACGUUGAGUAGGAGGCGUCGGAUUUAAGGACAGUAAGAGCGUCGCGGAUAAGGAACGUCGACCAGAGACUCGUAUCGCGAGACCGCAGGGAUAUAUCGAGGUCUCU
Molecule: messenger RNA, 3776 nt
Organism: Colletes gigas
Lineage: Eukaryota; Metazoa; Arthropoda; Insecta; Hymenoptera; Colletidae
Gene: Ser
Product: protein jagged-1
Exons: 6
Coding region: 25-3639 (1204 amino acids)
Biological process (GO): heterophilic cell-cell adhesion; Notch signaling pathway; cell communication
Cellular component (GO): protein-containing complex; plasma membrane
Molecular function (GO): calcium ion binding; Notch binding
Source: RefSeq, a predicted model, not a curated record